UCUGACUCCGGACAAACAACUUUGUCCACGAUGAAUCUGAACCCCUGGCCAUGAUUGCCAUUCAUAGUAAUUGACCAACAUCCCGGGUCGAUGUUUUAGACAUUACAGCACUCGAACUGCCACCAGCAAACCUGCCUGGGGUGAGAGAGACCACCAUCAGCUCCCAGUGACUUACGAGUUGUCGACAAACAAACACAACGCAAGCCAUUCCUCACUCUCCUCCAAACAAAGAAACACCUCUCUCCACGGACACUCGUACGCUAUUAUGAUCUACCUGGCGACCGUGCACCGAAAAGCCACUGCAUCAUCGAGAUAGCAAGCACACGAAAGCCCUCGUACAUCUCUAAUCAUCACGCACGCACCACCGCUGUCACCAUGUGGAGGAGCAGAAACAACGCACCGCAGAUGGGCUACAAUGCCUGGGCCGAGCCAACAAUGGACGAUCGCUAUUUGGAAACAAUCCCAGAGGUCGAGUCUUUGUAUUCUCAAUACAGUCGCCGGAGUAGUGUCGCCGCGACCACUCUUCCUGACCUACCAUUUCGUGCUGUGCCUCCAAUCAACGAUUACGAUCCAGUGCAGUCUCGAGGAUCUGUCACCCCCACCACUUCGGAUCCUUACGCCCAAGAUCUUUCAUCCCAAAAUCUUCGUCGCAGUCAAAGCCCUGUAGAUUCGGGAAAUGUUUCUCCCAUAAGUACCCUCAAUUCACUACACCAGAACGGUUCAGACGGCUCCCUUGUCUCUCCUGUCGAAUCCACGUUUCCUGCAUCUACAAACGCCUCGCAGCCCGAGCAGACCACCAAAAGCAGGAUUCCUCGCAAAAUGCCUUUGCCCCUUCCCAAGAACAACGAUGAGAUCCCGAAACGAUGGGCGCUGAAGAAGAGCGAGGGUGAAGAAACACGGUGGGAUGAAUAUUCGGGCGAGCCCAAUCAAGCAGGCAAGCCCUCUUCUGUUCGCCCAGGAACAAUACCACCAGCCGAUCAACCGUAUCCACAACUGAAAGAGAGAACCAGGCAGAUCUUGGCCGGUAUCAAAGAGAGAGAGGCAGUCAAGAAGUCGAGUUGGGGAAAGGUACCUCCACCUGUGGAAGCAGACCCCCUCGACAACCCAGUUCAACGACCAGCAUGGAGGGGCGCAAGCGGCAGACAUGCCAUAGUCGAACCGGUAAAGAACACGCCAGCUGCCAGAAAUAAGCCUUUGAUGUUGGUGGAAAGGAAGAAGGUAGCGGACACCGAACAACAUAGGCGGACCGACAGUCCAGAUUCGUUCGCUCCAGAAACAACUCCAAGAUCUCCAAUAGAUGCAGUAUCUGUGGCCGCCUCGAAACUUCCGACAAUUCGCUCCAUCCCUUCGGACGACAGCAUCAAGCCUCUCGCCCCCUUGAAAACUAAAAACACACCCCGAGUGAUGUCGCCAACUACUGUGGAACCGAAAGCCCUGGACAGUCCGUUCCGAAGCCCGGGUGCAGCACCACCAGUGUACGAACAAGCUCCCAGCCCGAGUCCUGCCCCGAGCACAAUUCGGAGCUACGGCGAUGAAAGUCCUACUCUUGGAUCGAAUGCCAGCUUUACUGGUGACAGGAGUUCAAGUGAGGACUCCAUCGAAACGACCAUGCAAGCACGUCCCCUACAGCGAGAGCACGACACCUCAUCGAGCUGGAAUACAUACACAGACGGUGGGAGCCAGAACCCUUACUCUCGAGCCGAGAUGACAAGCAGUCCAGUCUCUAUGACCGGCCCCUCAGAAGACAUGCCAUCGCCGAUUUACCUCAGGAAACGAGCCGCCGCCAAUAAUGGCGCACGCAGAGGUUUUGAUACCUACACUGGGAUAUCACCGUUUUCCAACGUGGCUGCCCAAAGGUCUAGUUCCAAUAUUCUCCGCAAAGCCAUCGGUAGUGAGGCUAAGCCGCGUGCCGUCAGCUUGAUGUCAGGUUUAUCAACGACGAAAUCUCUGCCACCGACGCCGGUUGAGUUGGAAGCUACGGACAAGCUAGCGUCGCUCGAAGCUCGAUUAGAAGACUUGGAACGGCGAAAGCGAAACCAACGGAAGAUCAUAGCGGAGUUGCAUGAGUCUCUCAAACGGAACGCCAUUAUCUACGACACCAGAAAACGCCGAGAGAUUGAGAAGAUGAUUACGAACCUCAACUUAGAGAUUCAAGAAAUCACGAACGAGGAACACGAAACUUCUCUCAGAUUGCACCGUGUCGUCAAGCGUAGAGAUCGGGAGGAAUACUAUGAGCAACCUACCGGACUGUGGAUCAAGAGAGUCACAACUUGAAGACACUUGCUGGGGACCAUUCAAACGACUUAUCCUGCUUGUACAGCGGAGUGAAACUCAAUCCGCUUUCAAAGCCAUUCGAAAUACACAUGACUCCUGCAGCGUUCUUAGCGUCUAUCCAUGACUGUUCCAGAAUCCGAAAAGCUCCUUGAAGCACAACCAGCUAUCUUCCCAGCUGAUUACGACAAAUAUCUCACAACCACAAUCCUUGAACAACAAUACGGAACCACACAUGACGAUUUCCCUUGCUACCUUGAUUUUCAGCCACAAAAGGGCCAACGAACAUGACACUUGUACCAAUAAUUUCAUACUACUCUUCGAUUCAUCUUUGACCGUGGUCUGGUCUAGCACGGGGUACCAGAAGUCUUGACCCUCUUCUCGAGCACACAGCUUUUUUGUUUUCUUCAAACACAUAUACCCCUCGGCUUUUGUUUCACACUUUUCAGCGUGGGCGUUGGAAGGUCUCGCGGUAUCAACACAUUGCCGGGCGAGUUCCGAAUUAGGGUGAUGACUUGGUGGACAUUGGCCCGUUUGUUUUCCAUUACUCCGCUAUGCAAAUGCAAAUACUUGUUUGACCUUUUGGGAGGGAGGGAUCACUGUUGAGGGUUUUGGAAGGACAGGAUGGAAUUGGGUUGAACAAGAAAGAAGAUUUGAGCACAGACAACAGAGUAUAGAGACAUACAUGUCCACGGCCGUGUGAAGAGUCUCAUCGAUCAUGAGGUCUUGACACUAAGAGAUCUCAGAGCAGUUUUCUUCCGUAGGGCCUGGCGUAUGUAUAUGUGUGUGCGUGGGACGACAGAACUUUUGAGCGUGGAGACCAAACAGAAAAACAUUGAGCAGUUUACCUCUGAUAAAUCAAGAAUCAAGAAUCAAGAAAUGUACCAGGAAGUAUGAACUUUUACCCAUAGGUAAAUAUAUACGGAGCAUGUAAACUUUACGACCUCAACAC
Exophiala oligosperma is the source of this 3223-nucleotide messenger RNA. RefSeq lists its product as uncharacterized. The transcript is spliced from 2 exons. The record is from RefSeq and is a predicted model, not a curated record. Bases 376 to 2274 code for a protein of 632 amino acids. NCBI's taxonomy places the organism in Eukaryota, Fungi, Ascomycota, Eurotiomycetes, Chaetothyriales, Herpotrichiellaceae.